UAUCAAAAGUGGAAAUUAGUCAUUGGAUUUUCUAGAAAAUACACUACCAACUACAAAUAGACGUGAAGGCCAAGAGCAUUCCUUUUGACUCUAGGUUGAAUAUAGAGCCCCCAUAUAUGGAAGGAAUAACCAGUCAAACUGGGCGGCUGUUUUGCUGCCCCCACAGGCUCUCUAUGCUCUCUCUCUGUGUGUGUUCUUCUUCCCACCCAGAAGAAUAGUUUAACAACUAAUACAAGUCUUCAACUUUAAACAACUCCCAUCACACCCAAAUAAUCAAACUCUCUAACCAUACACAAUUGUACAUAGAUAUUUCUUAUUGUUUAAACCAGGUUCUGCUCUGAAUCCCACCAAAUUCUCAUACAUCUGUUUUCCCAAGUACCCUGUGUUGCUCUUGCGAAAAAGAAAAGCUUGUGCUUUUUUGAUGAUAAUCUAACCCCCCAUGAGAUCACUUUAGAACUCGUCUAAUAUAUAUCUGAAUCAGAGGAAGUGUUGCUGAUCAUGUCAAAAAACAAAGUCGGGGCUAGCUGUGUCGAAUUAGUCUUUUUCUUGAUCUUGAUUUCAGGUACUACUGUUACUGGAGAUACAUUGGAGUCUGACAAAAAGGCACUGCUGAACUUGAAAAUCUUCCUCGAAGAGCACAAUCGCGUAAACCAAGGUAAAUACUCUGAAUGGAACAAAAAUCAGACUUUGUCCCCAUGUGCCUGGCCCGGAAUCACCUGCUCCAGUGGCCGUGUCACCGGUGUCAACCUCUCAAGCAGCGAAAUCUCCGGCAACAUAUUUGGAAACUUCUCCGCCUUAACUGCCCUCAACCACCUGGACCUCUCCAGUAACACUAUUGGUGGUAGAUUACCAACCGACUUAGGGCAGUGCCAUGGCCUCAAGGUGUUGAACUUGUCUCACAAUAUCAUCAGUGGUGAGCUUAACUUGACUAGACUCAACAACUUGGAAAUUCUUGACUUAGCUACAAACCGUUUUUCUGGUGCAAUUCAGUUAACUUUCCCGGCUAUAUGUAAUAAGUUGGUUGUAGCCAAUUUAUCGACCAACAAUUUCACUGGCACAAUUGUGAAUGGAUUUGAUUCAUGCAAUAAUUUGAAGUUCCUUGACCUGAGUGCCAACAGAUUAUCGGGCAAUAUCUGGCCGGGUUUCGUGAGGCUUCGGGAAUUUUCAGUUUCCGAAAACAAGUUAGUUGGCCCGAUUUCACCUGAUUUUUUCUCUGAGAGAUGCGGUCUGCAAGUCUUGGACUUGUCGGAAAAUGGUUUUGUUGGAGAGUUUCCGAAGGAAAUUUCAAAUUGUGGAGAAUUGGUGAUUUUGAAUCUGUGGGGAAACAAUUUCAUCGGUCAGAUCCCCGAGGAGAUUGGCAACAUUUCGGGUCUGCAAGGACUUUAUUUGGGAAACAAUAGCUUCUCCAGAGAUAUUCCAGAGUCUCUACUUGGAUUGACAAACUUGGCCUUUUUGGAUUUGAGCACGAACAACUUUAGAGGUGACAUACAAGAAAUUUUCGGGAAAUUCAUCCAAGUCAAAUUUCUUGUAUUGCAUUCAAAUUCAUACACUGGUGGGAUAUACUCAUCAGGAAUUCUCAACUUGCCAAAUAUUUCCAGAUUAGAUCUAAGCUUCAACAACUUUUCGGGUCCAUUACCAGUUGAAAUCUCUCAAAUGAAGAGCUUGAAGUUCUUGAUGCUUGCAUACAAUGAGUUUGACAGUAUUAUCCCUCCAGAGUACGGGAAUUUGCAAAGCCUCCAAGCUCUUGAUCUAUCCUUCAACAAGCUAAAUGGGUCAAUUCCUUCAAGUUUGGGAAACUUGACAUCCCUCUUAUGGUUAAUGCUUGCCAACAAUGCCUUAACCGGUGAAAUCCCAGCAGAGUUGGGAAACUGUGGGAGCUUGUUAUGGCUAAACCUUGCAAACAAUCAACUUUCCGGGAAAAUCCCCCCCGAGUUGACCAACAUUGGCCUCAAUGCAACUCCAACUUUUGAGCAAAAUCGCAGAAACGAUAGGGUGACAGUUGCUUCGGGCGAAUGCUUGGCGAUGAGGAGGUGGAUUCCGGCGGAUUACCCUCCAUUUAGCUUUGUGUAUACACUUCUUACAAGGAAGAGUUGUCGAACCCUUUGGGAUCGGUUGCUUAAAGGGUAUGGUAUAUUUGCGCUGUGCGUUGAUGGCGUGAGGACGUUUCAGAUGUCUGGUUAUGUUCAACUCAGCAGCAAUCAGUUAUCUGGUGAAGUCCCUCGUGAUAUUGGUAAAAUGCUUAAAGUCAGUAUGUUGAACUUGGGAAUCAAUGGAUUCUACGGUGAUCUCCCUCCGGAGAUUGGACAAAUGCCACUAGCUGUGCUCAAUAUUUCGCAGAACAAGUUUUCGGGUGAAAUCCCUAGGGAAAUUGGGAAUAUUAAGUGCUUGAGAGACCUUGAUUUGUCAAACAACAACUUCUCUGGAGUUUUCCCUACCGAGUUGAACAAUUUAAACGAACUUAGCAAGUUCAACGUCUCGUUCAAUCGCUACAUCACCGGUGUUAUCCCAGCAACCGGACAAUUAGCAACAUUUGAAAAGGAGUCCUUCCUUGGCGACCCACUGUUGAGUCUUCCUUCUUUCAUAAACAACUCUGCCGAUCAUUCUCCAACAAUAAAUGAUGAAAAGAAGUUGAAAAGAAAGCCGGCAAAAAGGGAUUCGAUUUUGGUUUUCUUGGCUUUGGUGGUGGUCUUUUUAGUGUGUGGAAUUGUGACACUCGUGGUCUGCCUCACGGUGGAAAGCCCGGUAGAAAUGCCCGGAUAUCACUUGGGGGAUACAAAUAGCCAACAUGACUCUAUUUCAAGUUCAAGUGCUUUUUCCCCAUGGAUUUCAGACACGGUUAAGGUAAUCCGAUUGGACAAAACGGCUUUUACUCAUGCUGACAUUUUGAAGGCUACGGGUAACUUCUCGGACGACAGAAUUAUUGGCAGGGGAGGAUCUGGAACCGUAUACAGAGGAGUGUUGCCAGAUGGGAGAGAAGUAGCAGUGAAGAAGCUACAAAGAGAAGGCAUUGAGGGCGAAAAAGAGUUCCGAGCUGAAAUGGAGGUUCUCAGUGGAAACAGCUUCGGGUGGCCCCAUCCGAACCUCGUGGCACUCUACGGUUGGUGCCUUGACGGGUCUGAAAAAUUACUGGUUUACGAGUACAUGAAAGGGGGGAGCUUGGAGGAUCUAGUUUCUGACCGGACAAUGCUGACAUGGCGGAGGCGGAUCGAUAUCGCGUUAGACGUGGCACGUGCCCUAGUAUUCCUACACCAUGAGUGCUUCCCUGGUAUUGUACACCGUGACGUCAAAGCUAGCAAUGUUUUGCUUGAUAAUGACGGGAGGGCCCGUGUGACAGAUUUCGGCCUAGCUAGGGUUUUUGAUGCCGGAGGAACCCAUGUUAGCACGAUGGUGGCGGGGACUGUUGGAUACGUUGCGCCAGAAUAUGGGCAGACGUGGCAAGCCACUACUAAAGGCGAUGUUUACAGCUUUGGAGUGCUAGCAAUGGAGCUAGCCACCGGGAGGCGUGCAGUGGAUGGAGGGGAAGAGUGUUUGGUGGAAUGGGCUAGAAGGGUUAUGGGAAAUGGGCAAAAAGGUUAUCUCAGUCGAUCUAUGAUACCGGUAGCAAUUUUGGGUUUUGGGCUUGGAGAGGCGGCGGAGGGGAUGCGCGAGUUACUAAAGGUUGGGGUGAGGUGCACGGAGGGCAUGCCACAGGCUAGGCCAAACAUGAAGGAGGUCCUAGCCAUGUUGAUUCAGAUUUCUAGCUGUCAGGCGCAUAGCAGUUGUGGAUCCUCUUCUCCUCCCUCAUCUCAUUGUGAUGAAGGCUUAAAUUAAAGAUUAUUGAGGCUUUCAGCAUUUGUAAUUUCGUUGAGGUUGUGACUGUGAGCGAUGCAAGUGCUAUUCGCUCUCUGUGCUAUGGCACGAGUUCAGGAGCCUAUUGCGAGUUUCGCAAAGGCCAUCUACUAUUACCUCUGUUGGAGUCCUACCUAUGAAGCACCAACACACUUGCGUUGGUUGCCAUAUCCGUGUAGAAAAAGCCGAGAGCACCAACACGCUGGGAGCACAAGUAUGCAUAUGGGACAUGCCAAAUGG
Molecule: messenger RNA, 4068 nt
Organism: Rhododendron vialii
Lineage: Eukaryota; Viridiplantae; Streptophyta; Magnoliopsida; Ericales; Ericaceae
Product: probable LRR receptor-like serine/threonine-protein kinase At1g74360
Exons: 3
Coding region: 499-3810 (1103 amino acids)
Biological process (GO): protein phosphorylation
Molecular function (GO): ATP binding; protein binding; protein kinase activity
Source: RefSeq, a predicted model, not a curated record